AUGCUGCGCUCGAUAGCGGCUCUCGGGUUGAAGCCGUUGUCGGCCCAGGCCAGCCGGACGCUCAUUGUUUCUGCAGUGAGAUGGCUUCCCGUGGUCCAGUUUAACUUGUCCGACAUUGGCGAAGGCAUCGCAGAAGUUCAAGUGAAAGAAUGGCACGUCAAAGUCGGCGACCGCGUCAGCCAGUUCGACAACCUCUGCGAAGUGCAAAGUGACAAGGCCUCCGUUACAAUCACCUCCAGAUACGACGGCGUAAUCAAGAAAUUGCACUACGGUGUGGAUGAUGUCGCCCGGGUAGGAAAGCCGCUGAUGGACAUCGAGGUAGAAGGGGCCGCAGAAGAGGUGAAACAAAAGGAAGAUCCACUCGAUGCUGUAAAGCCGAAGAGUGGCAAGCCGACCGGCGACAAAGAGGCAAAAUCAACAUCUGCUGCGCACGAUAAUGGCAAGGCGCUCGCAACGCCGGCGGUGCGACGAGUCGCGAUCGAGAAUAGCGUUGACCUCUCCAAAGUGACGGGCACGGGCAAAGAUGGACGAGUGUUGAAGGAAGACGUGCUUGAAUUCAUUGGCCAUAUAAAACGAGCGCCUGCCUCUCACUCGAACAAACGAUCCUCGCCAUCCGUCGGGCAAUCUUCGGGACCAGCGCUAAAGCAACUCGGCGAGGACCAGGUCGUCCCAAUCCGCGGCUAUGCACGUGCCAUGAUCAAGACGAUGACUGAAGCGCUCAAAAUCCCACAUUUCGGGUACAACGACGAGAUGAACUUUGACGAACUCGUUCGCCUACGACACGAACUCAAGGAAUUCGCCAAAGAAAAACAUAUCAAGCUCUCCUACAUGCCGUUCAUCAUCAAGGCCUGUUCGCUGGGUCUCGUCGAGUUCCCGUCGCUGAACGCCGUCACCGAUGCCAGCAUGGAGAACGUUACGUGGAAGGCGUCGCACAACAUCUGUCUGGCGAUGGACACACCCGGUGGCCUCGUCGUGCCCAACAUCAAGCAUUGCGAGCAGCGCAGCGUCUUCGAGAUUGCCCAGGAGUUGAACCGGCUGCACGAGGCCAGCAAGCGCCAGCAAAUCUCGCGCGACGACCUUUCCGGCGGCACAUUCUCACUCAGCAACAUCGGCGCGAUUGGCGGUACCUACGCGUCGCCUGUUAUCCUGCCGCCCCAAGUCGCCAUCGGCGCUAUUGGAAAGCUCGAAAAGCUGCCGCGCUUUGACAAGAACGGAAAUAUCUAUCCGGCGCAUCUGAUGAAAUUCUCGUGGUCGGCCGAUCACCGGGUUGUCGACGGAGCGACAAUGGCUCGUUUCAGCAAUCGCGUCAAGCAGUAUAUCGAGAAUCCGUCGACGAUGCUGACGCAGCUUCGC
This is a messenger RNA of Mesorhabditis spiculigera, 1353 nucleotides long. The record is from the annotation of a GenBank genome assembly. NCBI's taxonomy places the organism in Eukaryota, Metazoa, Nematoda, Chromadorea, Rhabditida, Rhabditidae.